Molecule: messenger RNA, 7982 nt
Organism: Panicum virgatum (switchgrass)
Lineage: Eukaryota; Viridiplantae; Streptophyta; Magnoliopsida; Poales; Poaceae
Product: beta-glucosidase-like SFR2, chloroplastic
Exons: 12
Coding region: 69-2027 (652 amino acids)
Biological process (GO): carbohydrate metabolic process
Molecular function (GO): beta-glucosidase activity
Source: RefSeq, a predicted model, not a curated record
AGAAAUAAAUAAAAUUAAAACCGCAGCGCGAGGGAGGGAACGAGCACGAGCGCGCAGGUAUUGCGGAAAUGCCACUCCCGGCGUUCCUGGCGGCGGCGGCGAAGCUCGCCGUCCUGGUGGUGGCCGCCGCGACGGCGGCCAACGCGGCGUCCUUCGCGCGGUACCGGCGCCGCCACCUCCGCCGCAUCCCCAAUCCCAUCGACGAGGCCGCCGACCCCGUCGCCGACUUCCGGGCGCUCCCCUCCGCCGGAACCGGCGCCGACGACGCCUCAGAUGAUGGCGGUUUCUUCUUUGGGCUAGCAACCGCUCCUGCGCAUGUUGAGGACAGGCUGGAGGAUGCUUGGCUUCAGUUUGCAACCGAGCAUUCCUGCGAUGAAAAGGAGGCCGUGCGCGACCAUAAGACUGCGGAUGCGGUGAUGGCGUCGGCUGCCGGUGAUGGAGGCGCUCAGUUGGCUUCCAGGUCAAGGAAGGAGGAAAAGGCUGGUGAAGGAGAGAAGAGGAAGCCUCUUAAGGUUGCCAUGGAGGCUAUGCUCAGGGGAUUCGAAAUGUUUUCUGAGGGUGGGGAAUCUGACUCUGGUGAUAACUGCAGCCACAACGUCGCAGCUUGGCACAAUGUUCCAUGCCCGCAAGAAAGGCUUAAAUUUUGGUCUGAUCCUGAUACUGAGUUGAAGCUUGCUAAGGAAACUGGCAUCAGUGUUUUCCGCAUGGGGAUUGAUUGGACAAGGGUGAUGCCUAAGGAACCAACUGAUGCAGAGUUCAAGAGCUCAGUCAAUUUUGCAGCACUUGAGCGGUAUAGAUGGAUCAUUCAAAGGGUUCAUGAAUAUGGAAUGAAAGUGAUGCUUACACUAUUUCAUCACUCGCUUCCACCUUGGGCUGGAGAAUAUGGGGGAUGGAAGAUGGAAAAGACUGUUAAGUACUUCAUGGAUUUUGUGAGGCUUGUUGUUGAUCGUGUAUCAGAUUUAGUGGACUACUGGGUGGUUUUCAACGAGCCUCAUGUAUUUGUAAUGCUGACCUAUUGUGCGGGUGCUUGGCCUGGUGGAGACCCGAAUGCAAUUGAAGUGGCAACAUCUGCUUUGCCAACUGGUGUGUACAAUCAAGCAUUGCAUUGGAUGGCUAUUGCACAUGCAGAAGCCUAUGACUACAUACAUUUGAAAAGCAAAAAUGGAAGGAAGCCAAUCGUUGGUGUCGCUCAUCAUGUAUCAUUUACACGGCCGUAUGGACUAUUCGAUGUUGCGGCUGUCACUGUAGCUAAUACAUUGACCCUUUUCCCUUACAUUGAUAGCAUCUGUGAUAAACUGGACUUUAUUGGAAUCAACUACUAUGGGCAGGAGGUUAUAUCAGGUCCUGGUCUAAAGCUUGUGGACAAUGAUGAGUACAGUGAAUCUGGUCGUGGCGUUUAUCCUGAUGGGCUAUUCUGUAUCCUGAUUCAGUUUAAUGAACGAUACAAGAGCUUAAAUAUUCCUUUUCUGAUCACUGAAAAUGGAGUUUCUGACGAGACUGAUCUGAUUCGUAAACCAUACAUUCUGGAGCACCUGUUAGCCAUCUAUGCUGCAAUCAUUAUGGGUGUGCGUGUGCUUGGUUAUCUAUUCUGGACAACAUCAGAUAAUUGGGAAUGGGCAGAUGGCUAUGGUCCCAAGUUUGGGCUUGUUGCUGUUGAUCGUGCUAACAACCUAGCACGGGAACCUCGGCCUUCAUACUAUUUAUUCUCCAAGGUUGUUACAACUGGGAAAAUAACAAGACAGGACAGAUUGUGUGCUUGGAGGGAACUGCAACAAGCUGCAUUUCAAAAGAAAACACGCCCGUUUUUUAGAGCAGUAGACAAACAUGGUCGGAUGUAUGCAGGUGGUCUAGAUCGGCCUAUUCAGAGACCUUUCAUAUUAAGGGAUUGGAGAUUUGGUCAUUAUGAAAUGGAAGGCUUGCAAGAUCCUUUUAGUCGCUUUAUAAGAUUUAUUAUUUCACCAAUUUCACAAAAAAAGAAGAUUCAUUACAUUGAGGAUGAUGAUGUUUCUUAUUCUAUUUCCGGAUGAUGCCUGUUACUCUAGUUGGUUAGUAAGAUAACUUGUCCUCUAGAUGAAGUGAAGUAAAUAAAAAGGUCUUGGCAUCAGAAGUUUCUCUUUUUGGAGGAACCACCAAGUGUACUCUUUAUCAUGGCAGUAAGUAUCUUUUAUAUAGCUUACCCUUUCUGUUUUGUUAUUUCCUUGGGAAUUCAUUCGUAGGUUAAAUUCUUGUUUUGGUGAAGUUGUGGCUGAUAUAGGGUCAUGCGGACCGAUAUUGUACUAGUUUUUUGUUUUACCAACCCAAAAUAUCUUUUCGGAUCUACCUUCUGCUAGCUCUUUAUGUCCUGCACUUCCGAAUUAAAGAUGCUUCUAGGAAAAAUGUCUGAGUGAUCAUAUGGGUAACUAGACAUCAUUAUCACCACCUUUGUAAAUACACACAUUGAAGUCAUGUGAGUUAAUGGCUGCUAUUUCUGGAGACUUACCACCUUUUAGGAGUUUCAGAACUAACCGUGGCACACCAGUUAUCCAAGUUCUCCCCUGUGGAAGUAUCCGUCAUUCACGAGCAGUUAUCUUCCAUCAUUUAGAAUUUUUACCUCAUAUAUCAUGUCCAUACUUUCCAUAAAGAAAUGAAUUUUCGUCAUGAAGUUCGGAAGCUUUCUACAACUUAUAUAACCUUGCCAUGGACUAAACAGGUUCAGUUACCACAUAAUUAUGUGAAGGUUUAAAGCUUGUCAGCAGAAGGUACAAUGAUAGGCAUGUCCAUCUCAUUUACCGAAGUUGACACAUGUAGCCAUCCAGGGGCUAUUUAGUUGAAUAAUUGUGUUCGUCCCUGCCAGAGUGGGUGUAGGACCGGAGAUGGAGCAGGUUUCAUAGUACAUUGACAUGCAUAAGUAGAUAUGCCUAACUCCAUUGGCCAGUUUUAUGUAUUCGGUGCGUUCAAUGCAGAUCUAUGCUCCUGCACGAGCUCAUGGUUUCAUGUUCUCCUAUGCUCCUGCACGAGCUCAUGGUUUCAUGUUCUCCUCUUGUCCUAUAAUCUUACUGUAGCAGUGCUGGUCCUAACCUUACAUUCGGGAACCUUUUCUAAGGCCGUGUAUAAGCUUUUAUAGAACUAGUCCACUAACUUAUCUUGGUAUGCCACUUACAUUGUACAAAAAAUUAAAUUUGGUAUGUCCAUAUCCUGAUGUCUAGUGAGCAAGGGUGGAUCAUGCAUUUUUCUGUAAGUACACCUCCUUUUCAAGAUGAAAUGGACAUGCUAAUCAUUGAUGUCUUGGUGAUAAACACUCAAGUAACAAGUCAUAGCAAUAACAUAUAUUUACAUUGUCUUGGCAUCAAGGUUGUUAUGUUCUUGAUUUUUAUGGUACGAUCUUAUAGCCCUACAUCUUAUUGGACCACUUUGAUCCCAACCCUAGUUCCAUCUUACUACAUCCUACCACAAAAGCAUAUUAUUUUGAACAUGGACCUAAAAUACUACAUCGACAACUGGCUUAUAUUUUAAUAUAUCUAUAGAGGCCGAGAGAUUAUACUCUUAAGAAUAAUGACUUCUGUGAUCCUCUCAUGGUCCAAUGGUACAAUUCUAGGAUCCUGAUCUUAUCAACAGGAGUGCAGUCCCUAUCAUCUUCCACUCGUAAAAGAGCAAAUAAAUGGUUGCCUGAGUAUAAUUACAAGUCUUGCAAAUAUUGUUCCUAUUUCAUGACCUAGACUUCUUGUUCCUUCUUAUUCAUGUGCUUUGUCAUGUGUUUUCUCUGAAACAAAAAGGGAAAAGAGAAAAGACAUAGCACUUCAUACUACUGUGUUAUCUGAAAAUAAGAGAGAAAAGAUAAAUAAAAAGGCAUUCUGUAAUACUAUUUUCUCUCGAACAAUAUUAGUAAUAUUUUUCUAGAACAAUAAUAUUAGCAAUAUAUGGCUGUAUAAUGCAUGAAAAAGGCAUCCUGUGGUGGCAUUUUCUCAGAAACUAGAAAAAAACAAAGCAUCUCAUAGAAGCACACAAAAAGGGCGGCCUGGUGCAAGUGGUAGUGCUUGCCGCCUGUGAACCGAGAGGUCACAGGUUCGAGCGGUGGCCUCUACACAUUGCACGGUGUGUGGGAAAGACCUCCCGCUAAUAACCUCCCCCAGACCCCGCACAGUGCGGGAGCCUACGGCACUGGGUACGUCCUUUUCCUCAUAGAAGCACACAGCAUGCUUCAUAUUGGUAAUAAAGAUCUAUGUAGUACAUGAAAGGUAGUUGGGUGGUUGCCUUACAAGACAAUACACACCAGGGCAUUCAUACAACAGCAGUAUAUAUGAAGAACCUUAGGUUGUCACCUUCGAAGUACAUAAGCAGACAUUAAAGCACUGUUUCAAUCAUUAUUUAGAUAUGUUGGGCUAAUAGUUGACAAUGACCACGAAGCCGUAUCUUAGUGGAUGCAGAAGGGUCAGUUGUUUUUAACAACUUGUGGAGCUCUCUCCAUUAGGACCACUGGUUUUGGUGCAGCACAGUUCAUCUUCUGAUUCUCCUUCUCUGGGAUAUGGAAAGCUGAUGCAGGGAAGGUCUUGGUAAUCCCAGCAAUGCUCUUGCAGAUAAGUUUCCCAGUUGCCGGUUGAUCAAGGGCAAUCUCCUCCACUGGGACCCACACCAUGAGCUCCCUGGUCUUUAUCCCUUUUACCUUCUUGAUCCUGCCUUUCUCUGCAUAGCCAGUGAUCUCUGUGCCAUAAGAGACCAGCCUUCCUAAACUCUGGAAGACGUGGUCAACCCUCUUCUUUUGCUUGAGCCAUACAUAUCCAGUUUCCUGGACAUAACCACACUCAAUUAGGUCCUUCAAUGGAAGCAGACCAUUGGGGAGGCCUGCUUCCUUGAGCAAGAGCUGGGUACACUGUUGGCAGAUGUCAUCACCAUAGUAGACCUCAGCCUUGGCCUUGAGUUCAUCGGCUGUAAGAGCCAUUGUCUAUGGACAAUCUUUUUCUCUCUCUCACUAGCUUCUUCUUUUUUCUUCUUUUCUCUGAAGCAGUUUUGGGUAGCUUUGUAUGGUUUUGCAAUGCAUGGCUGCCUUUAUAUAGGAAAUGCCUUGUCAAACUGUGCCUCAUCAUGUAAGGAAUUUUCCAUCUUGCCAUUGUGUAUUAAGGACAUUACAACAUAUAAUGGUCAUAAAACCUGUAGGGUCCUCUUCUCGGGGUUAAUUUUGCAGCAGUGCUAAAUAUCUUGUGUAGAGUAUAAGAUGGCCCCAUUGAAUUGAUGUCAUGUGACCGGUUGGGACUUGGAGUCUUUCCAGUUUCCACUGGUUAUGGGUAGUUCAUACUGCUUUUUACUUUGAAAAAAAACUAGACCUGCCGGGGGAGACCGCCCCCACGGCAUUACACUAAGAAGAAGACCUUCUCACGCAAGUCUAGAAAAUCCCCGAACCCCUGCCCCACCCAUACAUAGUGGUGAAGUAAUUUAGUUGAACAUACAAUUGUUCAAUUCAAUAACCUUCUGGGAAACUUUCAAGUUACCUAGCAUGUUCUGGGAAACUUACAAGUUACCAGGCAUGUACUGAGUUUGUCUGGUACAUAUUUAUCCUGGCACCUGGGACCCUUCUGCAUCAACUGUGAGCCUGUAAGCUUCCAACCAACUAAAACUGUUGCAGUUCUUCCACUACUGCCCAACACCUGAGUACCUGACAUACUUGCCAUACUCAGUGCCUGGGACUGCACAUGGAGCUUAUUCAAUGUCGUAGCAUGUAAGCUAGAGACGUGACCUUCAUCUUCUUCUUAGAUAUCUGGUCAAUCUGCAGAAGGCGCAUUCAGUUUUCUAACCUAACGUUUCCACAAAAGACAGUUUUCAGCAGUGGCCCAAUUGAUUUGGUCCAGAUAUGAAGCUUCAUUGCUUUAUUUUUUCCUACUAUUUUGUCUCUAGGUUAAGUAAGUCGGUGCAAUAUAAUUAUUGGUCAUUUUGAUACGAACAGUUUAAAUAACUGUCAAUCUUGGUUUACUCUGUCCAUCACGUCUCACAUUGGUACAAUGGACUGGCCCCCCCUAUCUACUCGCUUUAUUGUCGUCAUGGUCCUGCAUGUGCCGAGUUUCUUCCUUCAGUAACACGGUAUUGGAGGUCCUGAUCUGAUUCAUGAAUCUGGAGGUACAAGGUAUGAAUCGUUGCAUUAUGAAACUGUGUAGAGGAUGGGCACAGGAUUUAUGGACCCACUUUGCAUUUCGCCAAGUAGAGGUCCAAGUGUUGAAUCAGACGGCCAAGAACAUGUCGGUAUCGGUAACGGACAUUGCUCAAGCUGUGCCUGAGCUUGUAGUCAGUGUACUCAAGAGCGGUGCAUAUAUGGUAGGAGGAUAGAAAAAGGGCAGGGCUUACAUGAAGGGGUUGGGGGGUGGGGGUACAUGCAUGUGCUUAGUUAAUGCCUUAAUGGUGAUGCCAUCUUCCCUCCUAUCAACCCUCCCCAUACAGCCUCCACCUCUUAUUUAUGCAACUAUACAAGUAGAUGGACUGGUGAUAAGGUAAUGAAUCACAUAAUAGGUUCAUAUGACAAUGUACGAAUAUAUAUAUGUCUACCAGAAUGAAUUCAGGUACUUUCACGGUUACAAAACUUACACCACAUGUACUGGUACCUAGGAGAACAUGACCCAUUGGCAUAUUUACAGUUACAAGUGGUUGCCUUGCGUAUUUUAUAGAUGUAGACUGGUUCACUUGUCACUGAAAUUGAAGAAAUAAUCUAAUAAUGGAUGUCAGUAAAUGCCCCUUGCAGAUAGUUAAUGUUGGUGAGAAUGUUGGGGUAAGAACAUAAUACUCCCUCCAUAUUGUAAAGGAGUCGUUUUGAGUCUGUCUUAAGUCAAACAUUUUAAACUUUAACUAUAAAUAAAUUCUUUUAGAUUGAGUUUGAAAAUAUAAAAGCGAUGUAAGUAGAUUCAUCUUGAAAUGUAGUUUCAUAAAAGCAUAUAUUGACUAUAUUUUAUAUAUUUUUUAUGGCAAUAAGAUAGUGGUCAAAGUUGUUUCUGGAGACCGUGUCGAUGUCCGAAACGACUUUCUUUACAAUACGGAGGGAGUAUAGCAUAAUGACUUCUUCCCCAAAAGACAGUAGCGUAACAACAGUCAGUUUAUACGGAAUGCACUGGAGUAAUGCCUUUGUCAGUUGCAUGAAUUCUGAUCAAUCGUUCUGAGAAAUUCGAAGUCCACUUAAGGAAUUCUUUGGUAAAUUAUAUUUAUGGGGUUUAUGCCACGGAAAUCUUAAGGACCCAUGGAUCUCAGAGCAGCCAAGGACUGGGCACCAGAAUACUGUGGGUUUGUCCGUGGUUCAUAAUCAUAUUUGUUCAUUCAUCCUGUCAAAAUCACAUACCUGAUCAUUUCCGAGCCUGCGAAUCUUGAGAAAACCACACUUCUUCCAACAAAGCAACAUCAUACGACUUCGGCACUGGGCACAUCUGAAGCCGGUGAUAGGUAUCAUGAUACUGCUGGGCGGCACAGCGAUCCUAUUAAUUCCUUGCUUGGAUUACAGCUAUCUAUGGCGACGCAAGAUUAUUGUUAGCUUGGCAUAUAUGAUUAAUGCAAGCAAUCGGAUAUCAGGCAGGCAGGCAGCAUGGGAAGAUCAGAACGCAUCAUCAGCCUUGAGCCCCAUGAUGGAUGCUUAUCGUGGCAUGUUUGCAGUUCUUGACCCAAGCAGAUGUGACCAUUCUCAAUGGCUAUCCAUGGAUAUCAUCCCCUUGUGUUGUGUGGGAUAGGACGAAGGCAUGGACUUGGGUGGAGAUGGAGUUAGUGCAGCUGCAAGCUUAACUGAAGCCAUCUCCUAAGUUGGUGCCAUGUCUUUUCCAUAGUCUGGGCAUAGAAAAACUGCAUUGUGUGUCGCCGCCUCAUGUAGUCAUGUAUUGCGAGGAAAAAGACAUGAUGAUCCUGUAUUUGUGAGCGUAAUACAGUGUGUGCCCUAUAUGUUGUCAGUAGAAUAAUAGAACUGACAGAGUGACAGUGUACAUGUGUGGGGCUGCUCUAUCGAACAAUUUGGCUGGGCGGGCUCAUGUUCUGGGCCACUUUCGUCU